Coregonus clupeaformis (lake whitefish) is the source of this 4556-nucleotide messenger RNA. Its product is annotated as ribosome-binding protein 1-like. NCBI's taxonomy places the organism in Eukaryota, Metazoa, Chordata, Actinopteri, Salmoniformes, Salmonidae. The coding region runs from base 251 to 3568 and encodes 1105 amino acids. The record is from RefSeq and is a predicted model, not a curated record. Gene Ontology annotation, cellular component: endoplasmic reticulum membrane. The transcript has 31 exons. Gene Ontology annotation, biological process: protein transport.
GCGCAUAAAACUGGCCGGUUGUCCGGCGUCUCGCCAGCUCAAAGUGCCACGACUCCAUUGAAAGAAAUAGGAUUCCCAGACGGACUGACUGAGAAAGAGAAUUUGCGGAAAUAGCAGCAUAUUUUACACCAUAUUGAAAGAAAUUCAACGACAAAAUCCGUGCUUCUUCAACCGCCUACAGAAGUGGUGUAGUUACAUCAGCAGAUAAAAAUAAUAAAAGAAGGACAGCUAACCUGCCAUAGUGGUCAUCAUGGAUCUGUAUGACCCUCAGACGCUGGGCAUCAUGGUAUUUGGAGGCUUCAUGGUCAUCUCAGCCCUCGGUAUCGUUCUGGUCUCCACCUUCUCCAUGAAGGAGACCUCGUAUGAGGAGGCCCUGGCCAAGCAGCGCAGAGAGUUGGGUAAGAUGGCGCCUCCAGGACAGCUGACCAAGAAGGACAAGAAGAAGGAGAAGGCGUCUGAGAAGAAGAACCGGGGUAAGAAGAAGGAAGACCAGCCCAAUGAGAAGCUGCCAGAAUCAGAACGAGAGGAUGUCCCAGUGGCCGAGCCUGAACUAACCCCAGAACCAUUUGCUGCUUCUGCUCCCGAACCAAUCCCUGCCCCUGCCCCUGCUCCCACCGCUGUAGAGGCGUCACUUGCCCCAAAGAAGAAGAAGGAGAAGAAGAUGGCUAAGGUAGAGCCAGCCCUGGCUGCUCCUGCCCCAGCCCCCAUGGCCCCCUCCAAGCCUGCUCCUGCCCCCAUGGCCCCCUCCAAGCCUGCUCCUGCCCCCAUGGCCCCCUCCAAGCCUGCUCCUGCCCCCAUGGCCCCCUCCAAGACUGCCCCCAUGGCCCCCUCCAAGACUGCCCCCAUGGCCCCCUCCAAGACUGCCCCCAUGGCCCCCUCCAAAACUGCCCCCUCCAAGACUGCCCCAGCCCCCAUGGCCCCCUCCAAGCCUGCUCCUGCCCCAGCCCCCAUGGCCCCCUCCAAGCCUGCCCCAGUCCUGGUGGCUGUCAACAAGGAGGUCCCUGUGAUGGCAGUGCCCCCGGUGGGCUCCCAGCAGACUGUAGCCAAGGCACAGGAUCCUUCCAAGAAGAAGGCAUCCUCCAAGAAGAAGGCUGAGCCUGUGGUGGAGUCUGGUGUGGAUUCCCCCCUGUACCUGCCCUAUCAGGCCCUGGUCUCUACUGUAAGCAGUAUGGUCUUCAGGCAGGGAGAGGCCCAGCGCCUUCUAGACAUCCUCUCUGACAAGGCUGGCAUCAUACAAGACACCUGGCACAUGGCUACUCAGAAGGGCGACCCGGUGGCUAUGAUGAAGAGACAGUUGGAGGAGAAUCAGAAACAGCUGGCCAAUCAGCAGGAGGAUGCUACUGCAGCCAAAAACAGACUCAGAGAAAUCAGCAGGGAGCUGUUGGCUGAGAAGUCGAAGGUGGCCAGUGUGGAGACCAGGUUGAGUUCCCAGCUCUCGUCCAGGGAGCAGGAGAUGAUUGCCCUGCAGGCUCGUAUGCAGGCCUCCUACCAGGACCACGUAGCCCAGACACAGAAACUCAACGCCAAGGUCCUCGGUCUUCAGGAGCAGUUGGAGUCUGGUCCCACCGCCCAGCUGGCUCGUCUGCAGCAAGAGAACUCUAUUCUCAGAGACGCCCUGAACCAGGCCACCAGCCAGGCAGAGAGCAAACAGAAUGCAGAGCUGACCAAGCUGAGACAGGACUGUGCCAGACUAACCAAGGAGCUGGGGGAGAAGAGCGAGAGCCUUCAGGCUGAUGAGAACAUCAAGAGAGGGCUGGAGGCUAAGGUGUCUUCUGUAGAGAAACAACUGUCUUUACUACAGGCCAGUCAUGCUGAGAGUGAGCAGAUGUUGCAGAGGAGGCUGGAGGAAGUCAGUGAGGAGUUGAGGAGUUCUCAGAGCACCCUGGAGAAAGCCCAGCAGGACGCUACAACCCUCUCAGACCUCCAGGUCCACCUGGGCAGUGUAGAGGCUGAUCUGAAGGAGCGUAGUGCCCAGGUGGAGGCCCUCGCAGCCCAGCUGGAGCAGACAGAGCUGGAGAAGGGACAACUGGAGGACCAGGUGGGAUCCAUUAAUGUACUUCUAGAGGCCAGCCACAACAGAGAGGAGAAUGAGGACAUGGAGGAAAACUCCACUGAGUUGGAACGGCUAAAGAUGAGUCUUCAAGACCGAGACAUUCAGCUGGCGUCACUCCAAGAGGAGCUGAAGCAGCUCAAAGAAAUGAAACAGGAGGCAGCUAUAACUGCCGAGAUCACUACAACUGAGACUGAGCAGGAUCCUAACUGUGAGGACAGAAGCCUGGUGGCAUCACUUCAGGAAGAACUGAAGCAGCUUAGAGAAGAGAUGGAACAACUACUAAACUCUCCCGUAGCUCCCCCAAGUUUCAUCGAACUAAAAGCGGCUGAUGUCUCAGGAGAGACUAAACAGCUACGCAACGGUCUGGAGAAGAGCGAGAGCCAGGAAGCAUCGCUAGAAGCGGAAGGGAAGGAACUCAAAGAAAAAUCUGAACAGGCCCAGAGCAGCACCACUCAGUCUGACAACACAGCAGAACUGGCUGCGCUACAAACCAGUCUGGCAGAGAGGGAAGCUAUGAUGACGUCACUACAGGAGGCGCUAAGGGAAGCCAGGGACCAAUCACAGAAGGAGCUGUUGGAGAAACUGAAGGAGACCGAGGACAGCCACGGGACACUGCAGGCGGAGUGUGACCAGUACAGGACAGUCCUGGCUGAAACGGAAGGAAUGCUGAAGGACCUUCAGAAGAGUGUUGAGGAGGAGGAGCUGGUGUGGAAAUCCAAGAUGGCCGACUCUGAGGACCAGUUGAAGAAGGCCCUGGAACAAGUGCACACUCUGGAGGAGACUGCAGAGAGCUUGAAGGCAGAAAACCAAAGCAUAGAACAGGAGCUGUUGGAGAAACUGAAGGAGACCGAGGACAGCCACGGGACACUGCAGGCAGAGUGUGACCAGUACAGGACAGUCCUGGCUGAAACGGAAGGAAUGCUGAAGGACCUUCAGAAGAGUGUUGAGGAGGAGGAGCUGGUGUGGAAAUCCAAGAUGGCCGACUCUGAGGACCAGUUGAAGAAGGCUCUGGAACAAGUGCACACUCUGAAGGAGACUGCAGAGAGCUUGAAGGCAGAAAACCAAAGCAUAGAACAGCUGAAGGAGCAGGUGAUGCUGUUGGAAGCCCAGUUGGAGAAACAGUCCGAGACCGCCCCGACAGAGGAGGAAAUGUCUCAGUUGAAGCAGCUGCUGUCAGAGUCUCAGAGCCAGCUGGAGUCAGCCCAGACGCAGGCCCAGACGCACAGGGAAGAGCUGGCUAUGGUCAGAGGUCAGCUGAACGAGGCGAUGGAGCGCGCUCAGAGCCAGAAGGCGGUCCCUGAGGCCGGGGCACAGAAUGGCCAAUCAGAGCCUGAGGUCCAGACCCAGUUGAGUCAGACCACAGACGAGUUUGAACAGGCUCAGAAGACCGUUGUAGAACUCCAGGCCCAGCUGGACAUGCUGAAAGAGGCAGGAGACUCCCCACAGGCCGACACAGAGGACGUAACCCAGCUAAAGGAAGAGAGUACAGGGCUGAAGGAAGGAACAUCUGUUUAAGAGACUGAAGAUAUGACACUAAAACAUGAUUACCAUAACUGUUCUUAUUUAUUAUACUGUAGUAGUUGAAUGCUGCAACUCCUGUAAGAAUCAAAGGUCCAGUUUCCCGGACACAGAUUAAGCCUAGUUCCUGGGGCUAAAAUACAUGCUCAGUGGAGAAUCUCAAUUUUAAAGUUAAGUUUUAGUCAGGGACUAGGCUUAAUCUGUGUCUGGGGGAAACCGGACCAAAGUAUUUCUGGGUCGUUCCACCAAUUCGGUGCCUUUUCAGAUGAGGAAGUGUUUUAACAUUUGUCAUAAAGAGAACAUGUUCAACUUAAUCAAAAAACAUGUUUUCCCAUCUUCGAGGUUAAAUCAAAGAUUACUAUAUUUAAGUGCCAAAUAAAGUAACAGGGUUGACGAUUUCAUCAAAAAACCCCGCAAUAAAUCCCUUUGUGACGGGGGAAAUGGAACCUUGUUAUGUGCAACAGGGAAGGGCAAUUGAAUGCAAGCGUCACACAAAAAAAAGAUAUUGUGUGAACAUUCCUAGCCUGUCUAUCUAUGGAUAACGGGUUUUAUGCUGAACCAACUCAGUUUUCCACCACAAAACAACAGAAAAUGACCAAAAAUAGUAUAACCAGCUGCUUUUUCAUGAUGACUUGACUAUUAGAUGUUCAAUGUUUAUUUUUUAUAACAUUUAAAAAGGAAUAGUUUCACCGUAUUAAAACAAGUUCAGUUCCCGUAACAGGGUUGGCCUUAAAAUGAGGGACAUAUUUUUUUUUGUACCUUUUUUUUAAAAUGAAUCACUAAUUUACAUUUUAAAUAAAUAAUCAUCUUUGGAAAUGACUUUGUAAAAGCAACAAAAUAACUAGGGCUUUACAAUGAUGGUGAAACCUUUGCGACAUGUUAGGAUUAAGUGGGUUGAAAUCUAUCGAGGAGUCAGAGGAUAUUAUUAUUAUUAUUAUAGAGGAUGCAUGUAGGGACAUGUCAAAAUGCUGAAUUUUGGCACUUU